Molecule: messenger RNA, 2183 nt
Organism: Salarias fasciatus (jewelled blenny)
Lineage: Eukaryota; Metazoa; Chordata; Actinopteri; Blenniiformes; Blenniidae
Gene: evlb
Product: Enah/Vasp-like b
Exons: 13
Coding region: 76-1302 (408 amino acids)
Biological process (GO): actin polymerization or depolymerization; positive regulation of actin filament polymerization; protein homotetramerization
Cellular component (GO): cytoskeleton
Molecular function (GO): SH3 domain binding; profilin binding; actin binding
Source: RefSeq, a predicted model, not a curated record
UUUUUUUUUUUCCUUUUUCUUUUACAUUUUUGCACAGACAGCAGGACUGACUGGCCUGUUCUACCUGUGGACAACAUGGACAUCAACCUGCAGUCUCACCGCUUUUACUUCCCCCCGAUCUACUGUGCUGAGCCGGGGGCGCAGCCUCAGCUCACCGAGUUCAAAGUCAGCGAGCAGAGCAUCUGCCAGGCGCGGGCCUCCGUCAUGGUCUACGACGACACCAGUAAGAAGUGGGUGCCCAUCAAACCGGGCCAGCAGGGAUUCAGCCGCAUCAACAUCUACCACAACACUGCCAACAACACCUUCAGAGUGGUGGGCGUCAAGCUGCAGGACCAGCAGGUGGUUAUUAACUAUUCAAUAGUGAAGGGCCUCAAGUACAACCAAGCCACCCCGACCUUCCACCAGUGGAGGGACGCCCGACAGGUCUAUGGACUCAACUUCGCCAGCAAAGAGGAGGCCACCACCUUCUCCAACGCCAUGCUGUUCGCCCUCAACGUGCUCAGCGCUCAGGACGGAGGUCCAGCUCUCCAGCGCCACGUCCAGAACGGACCCACCUCAGACGAGAUAGAAGCUCAGAGAGCAAGGCAAAUGAUGGAGCAGCAGCAGCAGAUGCAGGCUCACAUGGAGCGGGAGCGACGGUCCUCCAACUCAGGUUCUCCUUUCCAAGGCCACCCGGCCGUGCUCUCCGUGGCGCCGCCAGUAGUACCUCCACCGGUGAACAUGGGCGGCCCCCCUCCCCCUCCGCCUCCGCCGGGUCCGCCGCCGCCCUCGUCGGCGCCUCAGCCCCCCCUCCCGCCCCCGCUGCCGCUCGGCGGGGGCAGCCACGGGGACGAGCAGCCCGCCCCGACGGGCCUCGCCGCCAUGAUCGCCGGAGCCAAACUGCGUCGCGUCCAAAGACCUGAGGACAGCUCUUCAGGCGCCAAAAACGAUGCCAACCGAACAAGUGGGGGAAGCGGAGGACUGAUGGAGGAGAUGAACGCUCUGCUGGCACGAAGAAGGAAAGCAGCUUCAGAAAAGCCCGAGGACAGCCAAAACGAUGACCCAAAUUCUCCAUCACCCAGCACUCGCAGUGGACAGAAUGCAACAGAUGGCGCGAAGAAGCCCUGGGAUCGAGCGAACUCUGCAGACAGGUCGAUGGUUUCGAGGGGGCGGCCGGCGGGGAGCGGCAGCGACACAGACUCUUUAGACCUCGAUAGAAUGAAACAGGAAAUCUUGGACGAGGUGUUUCGUGAAUUGCACAAAGUGAAGGACGACAUCAUUGACGCUCUUAGAAAUGAACUUGGUCGAAUUAGCACGACAUAAUCUUUUCGUAGCCACUCCCGGACAUGAGCCACCUUUUUGAACCAUUGCCCCUGCAAGCAGCUGCCGUGGCCCUGAUGAUGAUGAUGAUGAGGAGGAGGAGAGGUCAGGAGGAACAGAGGCCCAAACUGUGACAUCUACUCAUCCUGUUCUGCUGUGGUGUUGAAGCGACGUGGCGACGUCGCUCCAGCACUUCAGGCGUGUCUUUGUAACAUUUGGUUUUGUCUGUCUGGAGAGAAAGGCGUGAAUGGGGCACACUCUCGCACUGAUUACUCUGUUUUCUUUACCAUGUUUGUGGUUUGUUCGCCCACUUUUCCCCUCUGUCCUUGGCCCAGAUGAAAAUGGACAAAAUUGACUUUAUUUGUUCUGUUUUAGUUUGUUUUCUUUUUUUGCUUUUUUUGUUCACAUUUGUUUGAAAUUGUUACUAUCAUUUUAAUGAUCAUUUCUAUCAUUCUUAUGAUUGUCAAUGUAAUGUUAAUAUGAGUAGUAGUAGUGUAGUAUAUGUACAAUGGUAACGAUGAGGAAAUGGUGAAGAUAAAAUGAUAGUAAUGAUAAUGUUGAUAAUAUAUUAUUGCACAUCAUUUUAUGUAUUUUGUAUUUUAUAUUAGUUAUAUUCAUUAAAUUUUAUUUGAAAUACUUUAAUGAGCACCUCCAAAUUUUUGGUCCUCAUCUUAAGACCUGCAAUUUUUUUUCUUUUUUUUUUUUUUUUAAAUCCUUUUCGCCAACACAGUUACAUGUGGAACCAUGGCAGAAAAAAAAACACAGGCUUUGACCUGAGACCAAGUGGAAGAAACUUCUUUGGAUCGUGCAACCUUAUGAACUUAAAAAAAAAAAAAAAGAAAUAGAUAAAUAAUACACCAGAGUAUUUGUGAUCAUGUUGUUAA